GUCAAUAUAGGAAGAGAAAACGAGUGUAAACAUUACCAAGGCUUAAACUGUGACCUCCGACCCCGCAGCGUCCAGUCCCGUUAACCCCGCCCCUCUGCAGAGAGAACGGGAGCUCCAUUCAAACGCACCAAACUCCGCGCCCCGGGAUGCGACAGUUGCAGUAGAAGAGCAGAAAGGCGGCCACGGCAACAGCAGUAGAACCAGAAACACGCCAUUUACCUAAAAAAACCCGCACACCCAGAGGCACAGCCGGGGACGCAGGCACUCAGCGGCACAAACCCUCACUGAGCGCAGUUAGCAGGCGGCUAACGGCUAACGGCUAACGGCACCGACAUGGCGAGCGCCUCGUACCACAUCUCCAACCUGCUGGAGAAAAUGACCUCCAGCGACAAAGAUUUCAGGUUUAUGGCCACAAACGACCUGAUGACAGAGCUGCAGAAAGACUCGAUCAAACUGGACGACGACAGCGAGAGGAAGGUGGUGAGGAUGAUCCUCAAACUGUUGGAAGACAAGAACGGAGAGGUUCAGAACUUGGCCGUUAAAUGCCUGGGCCCGCUGGUCAGUAAGGUGAAGGAGUACCAGGUGGAGACCAUCGUGGACACGCUGUGCACCAACAUGCUGUCGGACAAAGAACAGCUCAGAGACAUUUCUUCCAUCGGACUCAAAACUGUGAUCGGAGAGUUGCCUCCUGCCUCCAGUGGUUCAGCUUUAGCCGCCAGCGUUUGUAAGAAGAUCACAGGUCGAUUGACGAGCGCCAUCGCCAAGCAGGAAGACGUGUCCGUGCAGCUGGAGGCGCUGGACAUCAUGGCCGACAUGCUGUGCAGACAGGGCGGUCUGCUGGUAAAUUUCCAUCCCUCCAUCCUCAGCUGUCUGCUCCCCCAGCUCACCUCCCCCAGACUGGCUGUCAGAAAGAGGACCAUCAUGGCUCUGGGCCACCUGGUGAUGUCCUGUGGGAACCUGGUCUUCAUUGACCUGAUAGAGCACCUCCUGACCGAGCUCGGCAGAAACGACAACAUGUCCACCACCAGGACGUACAUCCAGUGCACGGCGGCCAUCAGCAGACAGGCUGGACACAGGAUCGGAGAGUACCUGGAGAAGAUCAUCCCUCUGGUGGUUAAGUUCUGCAACGUGGACGAUGACGAGCUCAGGGAGUACUGCAUCCAGGCCUUCGAGUCCUUCGUCAGGAGAUGUCCGAAAGAGGUUUACCCGCACGUUCCCACGGUCAUCUCCAUCUGCCUGCGCUACCUGACCUACGACCCCAAUUACAACUUUGACGACGAAGACGAGGACGACAACGCCAUGGACGCCGAGCAGAAUGAUGAAGACUACCAAGGCAGUGACGACGAGUACAGCGAUGAUGACGACAUGAGCUGGAAGGUCCGCCGGGCGGCGGCCAAGUGUCUGGACGCGGUGGUGUCCACUCGCCACGAGAUGCUGCCGGAGUUUUACCGCUCUGUGUCGCCCGCGCUCGUCUGCCGCUUCAAGGAGAGGGAGGAGAACGUGAAGGCGGAUGUGUUCCACGCCUACCUGUCGCUGCUCAAACAGACCAGACCGGCCCAGAGCUGGUUAGCUGACCCGGACGCCAUGGAGCAGGGGGAGACGCCGCUCACCAUGCUGCAGAGCCAGGUGCCCAUGAUAGUGAAAGCCCUUCACAAGCAGCUGAAGGAGAAGAGUGUGAAAACCCGCCAGUGUUGUUUUAACAUGCUGACCGAGCUGGUCAACGUCCUCCCGGGAGCCCUGACCCAGCACAUCCCAGUUCUAAUACCAGGUAUCAUCUUCUCUCUCAACGAUAAGUCCAGCAGCUCCAACCUGAAAAUCGACGCCCUCGCCUGCCUCCACGUCAUCAUGGUCACGCACCCGGCCCACGCCUUCCACCCCCACGUCCCUGCUCUGGUCCCGCCCGUGGUGGCGUGCGUGGGGGACCCCUUUUACAAGAUCACAUCUGAGGCACUGCUAGUCACCCAGCAGCUGGUUAAGGUGAUCCGACCGCUGGAUAGCCAAUCAGAGGCCUCGGACAGCUUUGACCCCUCCCCCUACAUAAGCGACCUGUUCACGUGUACGAUCAAGCGCCUGAAGGCCGCCGACAUCGAUCAAGAGGUCAAAGAACGAGCCAUUUCCUGCAUGGGGCAGAUCAUCUGUAACCUAGGUGACCGCCUGCCCACCGAGCUUCCGGGCACGCUGCUGAUCUUCCUGGAACGCCUCAAGAAUGAGAUCACCCGGCUGACCACCGUCAAAGCGCUUACGCUGAUCGCCGGCUCUCCGCUGAAGAUCGACCUGAGGCCGGUUCUGCCCGACGCCGUUCCCAUCCUCGCCUCCUUCCUCCGGAAGAACCAGCGAGCCCUGAAGCUCUGCACGCUGGCCGCUCUGGACAUCCUGCUGAGAAACUACAGCUCGGCGGUGACCCCGGUCAUGGUGGACGCCGUCCUGGCCGAGCUGCCGCCGCUCAUCUCUGAGAGCGACAUGCACGUGUCCCAGAUGGCGCUGAGCUUCCUGUCCACGCUGGCCGUCACCCACCCGUCCUCCCUCAGUCAGCUGAGCGGGGGGAGUGGGGGCAACAUCCUCCAGCAGCUCAUCGCGCUGGUCCGCUCCCCGCUGCUGCAGGGGGGGGCGCUCGCCGCCAUGCUGGACUUCUACAAGGCUCUGGUGGCCACGGAAACCCCGGGUCUGGGCUACAUGGACCUGCUGAGGAUGCUGACCGGUCCGGUUUACUCGCAGAGCACCGCUCUGCCGCACAAACAGGCCUACUGCUCCAUCGCCAAGUGUGUGGCCGCCCUGACCCGGGCCUGUCCCGACGAGGGGCCGGCUGUGGUGGGACAGUUCAUCCAGGAUGUGAAGAACAGCCGCUCCACAGACUCCAUCAGGCUGCUGGCUCUGCUCUCUCUGGGGGAGGUCGGCCACCACGUGGACCUCAGCGGCCAGCCGGAGCUGAAGACGGUCAUCCUGGAGGCUUUCUCCUCCUCCAGCGAAGAGGUGAAGUCGGCGGCCUCUUAUGCACUGGGCAGCAUCGCCGUGGGCAACCUCCCCGAGUAUCUGCCCUUCGUCCUGCAGGAGAUCUCCUCCUCCAAGAGGCAGUACCUGCUGCUGCACUCGCUCAAGGAGAUCAUCAGCUCGGCGUCCGUGUCGGGGCUGAAGCCGUACGUGGAGUCGGUCUGGUCUCUGCUGCUGAAACACUGCGAGUGCCAGGAGGAGGGGACCCGGAACGUGGUGGCUGAAUGUCUGGGCAAACUGACGCUGAUCGACCCCGAAACCCUGCUGCCCCGCCUCAAAGGAUACCUGCUGUCAGGCUCGUCGUAUGCCCGGAGCUCUGUGGUAACCGCUGUGAAGUUCACCAUCUCCGACCAGCCGCAGCCCAUCGACCCGCUGCUCAAGAACUGCAUAGGUGAUUUCCUGAAGACGCUGGAGGACCCGGACCUGAACGUGCGCCGUGUUGCCUUGGUAACGUUUAACUCUGCCGCUCACAACAAGCCCAGUCUGAUCCGAGAGCUGCUGGACUCUGUCCUGCCACAACUCUACAACGAGACCAAAGUCAGGAAGGAGCUGAUCCGAGAGGUGGAGAUGGGACCAUUCAAACACACGGUGGACGACGGGCUGGACUUGAGGAAGGCUGCGUUUGAGUGCAUGUACACUCUGCUGGACAGCUGCCUGGACCGGAUCGACAUCUUCACCUUCCUGAACCACGUAGAGGACGGCCUGAAGGACCACUAUGACAUCAAGAUGCUGACAUUCCUGAUGCUGGCCCGGCUGUCGUCGCUGUGUCCCAGUGCCGUUCUGCAGAGACUGGACAGACUGGUGGAGCCCCUGAGAGCCACCUGCACCACCAAGGUGAAGGCCAACUCGGUGAAGCAGGAGUUUGAGAAGCAGGACGAGCUGAAGCGGUCGGCGAUGCGGGCCGUGGUGGCCCUGCUGACCAUCCCGGAGGCCGAGAAGUCGCCGCUGAUGUCGGAGUUCCAGUCCCAGAUCUCGUCCAAUCAGGAGUUGGCGGCCAUCUUUGACUCCAUCCAGAGAGACUCCAGCUCGGCCAACAUGGAGUCCAUGGACACCAGCUAAGAACUCGGACAGCACCGGUUCCCACGAUGCAACACGGCACCACCCGCUGCUGGAGCGCUAUCCCUGCAGCAUGUUUCCAUGACAACAGGACGCAGACACACAACGACACACACACACACAGAUGUAGUGACACAUCCUCUCCUAGCGAGUGAUCGUUCCAUGAUGCAUUGCACUGAAAUCAGCAGUUGGGGAAGACAGGAGGAAGGCUGGCGGACGGCUCACACACGGACAAAAAAAGGACAAAAACGCAGAUCGGAAAAUGAAAAAAAUCCUGAAAAAUUAUUUCCUUGAAAGGCUUGGAAGCUCCUCCCACUUCCUGUUUGUUUUCUAUCGAGAUCAUCUGGUUGGCUGAUCUCCAUGUGCAUCAUCAUUCUCUCUCUUUUUUUUUUUCUUUCUUCCUUUUCAUAAUUCCAGAAAGUUCCACAGGUACUGUAACCUGAUUGGCCACUGCUGAGCGACUGACAGGUGGCGUUAUCAAACUGACCAAUGAGUGAAGAUAUGACCCCCCCCCCCACCUGAAGCUGUGGUGACCAAUGGGAGAAGGGGCUUGGGGGCUUGUUCUUCUUUUUUUAUUUUAAUUUUUUUGGUUCUGUUUGUUUUAGUUUUUUCGUGAAUGAUGUGGGCUUCCUAUUGGAGGCUUUUGGCGAGAGGAGGAAGGGGCGGGUUUUACUGUUUGUGGACCAAUCAGCAUCUUUUGUUUCCCCUCAAUUCAAUUGCUCGACCUUUGACUUCUUCACUCCUAAGAGGGAAGGGAAGAAGGGAGAAGUCGGGGAGGGAGGAGAAGGUAUCUGGACUCUGUCCCGCCCGGUCCCACUGGGCCUGAAACCAUCCGUUGGCUGUUUAUUUGAGUCUGGCUGCCACCAAUCGGUUCAGUCUAGUCAGCCGUGGUUUGAUUUCACUGUCCUGCUAGUUCUGUUGGGUCAGGCUCUGGCUGAUUUGAUCCAGUUUGGUCCGGUCCGGUCCGGUCAGGACAAUCCACUGUUGUUUAAUGCCCAAGAAAAAUAAAAAGGUCCAUUUCUGCCUGCCUUCAUACUCCGACUGCCUUCUUUCUUUGUGUUACUUUACGUUUUUUUUGUCCACCUGAGUCCGAUCUAGGCUCAAUUUUCAGCUUUAAAGGACAUCCAGAAGACACAGAUGAUGAAUAACAAACAAAAGGAGACAGGGGGGG
This is a messenger RNA of Menidia menidia (Atlantic silverside), 5215 nucleotides long. NCBI's taxonomy places the organism in Eukaryota, Metazoa, Chordata, Actinopteri, Atheriniformes, Atherinopsidae. The record is from the annotation of a GenBank genome assembly.